Condylostylus longicornis is the source of this 1722-nucleotide messenger RNA. It is a transcript of the gene Hexim, whose product is annotated as protein HEXIM1. The coding region runs from base 129 to 1475 and encodes 448 amino acids. Gene Ontology annotation, molecular function: cyclin-dependent protein serine/threonine kinase inhibitor activity; 7SK snRNA binding. The transcript has 2 exons. Gene Ontology annotation, biological process: negative regulation of cyclin-dependent protein serine/threonine kinase activity; negative regulation of transcription by RNA polymerase II. NCBI's taxonomy places the organism in Eukaryota, Metazoa, Arthropoda, Insecta, Diptera, Dolichopodidae. The record is from RefSeq and is a predicted model, not a curated record. Gene Ontology annotation, cellular component: nucleus; nucleoplasm; cytoplasm.
GUGAAACAACGCGUAUUAAUAAACGGUUAGUGCUGAAAUAAAAUAAAAAAUAUUUUUGUGAAAUUUUAAUAAUAUCGUUUAUUGAACACAGUAAUUUAAAGUGCUAUAGUUAAUUAAUUAAUUUCAAAAUGGAUAUUAAGGUAUCAGAAAAAGAAGAAAAUGUAAAUUUAACUUACAUUAAUAAUGAAUUCACACCCCGUAUGCAGCAAACAAAAUUGGAUACUGCUGGGAUCACAACUACAUCAAAUAUAUGUGCUAGAGUGACGCCGUUAGACAAAAAAUGUUUCGAACAUGAAAAUGACGAUGGCGCUAGUUGUAUCGAAAAAAAAUUUACUGACGAUGAAAGGAAAGAUUCUGGUUGUAGUUCAAUGGUGGGAGGACAAACUAUUUCUGAAUCUGUUAAAGAUGGAAAUUCUAAGUUAUAUAAAUCUGGUCGAAAAGGUAAUUGCAACCGAAAAAAUAAAAGAAAACGGAGACGUGGCAAACAAAAAACUAAUUCAAAACCUUUUAAGAAGGAGAAUUGGAAAUUUCAAAUGCCACAACGUUAUAGAUCGAACUCAAAUCCAACCAAUCUAGCUAAUAUGACGAACGUUUUGAGAAAACAAAUUCAACGGCAGAGAUCUAUUGUUCCGUAUAAUACAAAUAAAUUUCUAAUGGAAGAACAUCUAGCUGAAGUUCCAAAUGCUCUAUUAACUCCAAAUGGAAGAACUAGGGACUCAAGUUUUUCCGUUGAUUCAGAGGAUAAUUAUUUUUUUUCUUUACCGGAGGACGAGGAAGAUUUUUUGACAAAAGAAUUUUCAAAUGUAUAUGAAAGAGCAAGAGUUGAAAGGCUUGAAAAUAUGAACAAGCAACAAUUAAUUGAAGAAUGCCUUCAAAUGGAAGACCGAUGUUCACAAAUAGAUUCUAAACAACAUGAAAAAUACUGUGCGGAGUUUAUGAGUAAGAUUAAGUUUCUUGAAGAAAAAAUUCAACGCUUAAAUAGGGAAAAUAAUGAACUACGACGUUUGUUGGAACAUUCAAAUGAUUUAGAUGAUACUACCAAAUUAUCGCACAAAAGCAAUAAAUCAGGCAACAGAAUGUGCUCUAGUGAAGAUAGUGAAAGUGAUAGUUCUAGUAGUGGUAGUAGUAGUAGUGGCAGUUGCAGUUCAUCAUGUAGUACUUCUAGUAUAAGUGAUUUUAGUCCGCCAUCUUCUCCCUCAAGCCCAAAAACACAUUCAAAAGAACUUAAAAAUGGAUCACAGAAUAUGGACACUGAUGAGCAAAUUGAUAACAAACACCAAGAAAAUACUGUUCAAUCUGAGGAAAUAUCUGUAGUUCCCAACCAAAUACAGCAAGAUUUGCAAAUGCAAACCCAGUUAAGCACUCAAAACAGUGCUGAUCAAAAUCAGUUAUCAUUAAAUGUUAAUGGAGAUAAUUCCCAAAGCGUUUAUAAUGGUACAGAUUUACAUCACAAUGAUAAUAAUGAAAAAAAUUAAUUUUAUUGAAAAAAAUAAGAAUAAAGUUUUCACUUUAUUCAUAACGUGUUUUGCGUAAAUUAUAUUACACUUUAAUAUAGCCAUCAAUAAAAAUAAAACAUUUUCUUGUAGCCAAAAUAAUUAUUAGUGUCAUUUGGAUCACAAUAAUUGUAUGUUAUUGGUUUAACUAUAAAAUUUUAUGUUUUUCAUAUUUUCAAAAAUUUAAUCAUCAGAAAAAUAUUAAUUUUAACAUAUUGUAAGACCUCUA